UUGAGUAUUUCUGUAUUUUUACUUAAGCCCAAGUAAAAAAAGAUAACCUAAAGAAAAAUGGUGAGUAAAUGCCGUCAAAACUAUCACGAGGAGUCUGAAGCCUCCAUCAACAAGCAGAUCAAUCUCGAGCUGACCGCUCAUUAUCAGUACUUGGCUUUGGCUGCCUACUAUGAUCAAGAUGAUGUGGCUCUGAAAGGCUUUGCCAAGUUUUUCAAAGAAUUUGCUGAAGAGGAACAUGAGCAUGCUCAGAAGCUCAUUAAAUACCAGAAUCUUCGUGGAGGCAGAGUAGUCUUCUCAGCCAUCAACCGUCCUGCUCAACAAGAAUGGGCAACUCCUCUGGCUGCCAUAGAAUUUGUUCUUGAUCUGGAAAUGCAAGUCAAUCAAUCCCUGAUGGAUUUGCACAAGGUGGCUAGUGAUCAUAACGAUCCCCAUCUUACCAACUAUUUGGAGGAAGAAUUCUUGAAAGAGCAAGUAGAAUCGAUCAACAAGUUGGCUAAACACCACACAAACUUGCAGUGUGUUGGAGAUGGUCUAGGUGUCUUUGUGUUUGACAAGGAAUUGCAAUCUUAAUUGUCCAGUUAAGAUGCAUACUGGAAUCAAGCUAGAAAGCCCUAGUUAUCAACAGUUCCCCCACUUGUAUACGGAAUUAGCAGACAACUGUUGAUUUUGUAGUUCUCAGAUUCAGACUUCUAUAUUGGGCAUAUGAAUAAAACAUAAACUUACCACCAUU
Messenger RNA from Daphnia carinata, 730 nucleotides. RefSeq names its product soma ferritin-like. Gene Ontology annotation, molecular function: ferric iron binding; ferrous iron binding. Gene Ontology annotation, biological process: intracellular iron ion homeostasis; iron ion transport. The record is from RefSeq and is a predicted model, not a curated record. Gene Ontology annotation, cellular component: cytoplasm. The transcript has 2 exons. NCBI's taxonomy places the organism in Eukaryota, Metazoa, Arthropoda, Branchiopoda, Diplostraca, Daphniidae. Bases 58 to 570 code for a protein of 170 amino acids.